UGCAGGCUUGAUCCCAGGACCAUGCAGGGAUCAUGACUGGAGCCGAAGGCUGAUGCUCACCGACUGAGCCCCCAGGCUUCUAGAAUUUAGAAGCCUGCCUUCUAGAAUUUAAAGCAGUCCCUAAUUAUGGUUUGCGGCGAGCGCCACCAAGGAGUGAACAGUGUGGAAGGAAUUACAGACUCCCGAGAAGUUUCAAACUUACACAGAAAGAUGUCCUGGACCCAUUACGCAGAUUCCCCCAAAGUUAACAUCUUUUAAAAUUAUAGUGCAUCAUCAAAACCAGGAAAUGGACAUUGUCCCAAUACCCAGAUGUGCUAUUUUGUUUGGAAAGAGCUCCUGUCGAAAUGGACUUGUGUCCCACUUCUUAAAAUUAAUUCAGAAAUUAAUCCUGGCAUUCUGUUAGGCGUUUUAUGAAAAGCUAAUAAAGCUUUAAAAAUACAUUGCCAUGUAAAUAUUUAUACAUUAUGCUAAUGGUAAUUGAGGAGAUAAAGCUGAUGGGUGUUGCCUUUGAUCGGCCAAGAUUUUCUGCAAGACUAAUUUGCAUGAGCUCUAGUAAAGCUAACCCUUCAAACCUGGAGGGGUCAGGAAUGGUUUCCCAGAGCCUUGAGGUGCCACAACUUCGAAAUGUGUAACAAAGCAAGAGGCAAACUGAAUUUCUAAGCCGGUACUAAAGCUUUGAGCUAACCUUGUCUUUGGAAGAGUCUGGGGCAAAUGACAGCACAGAGACAAGUUUUCUUUGCAGACUAGACCCUUGAACAAAGGUUUGGGUUCUUCUCCCCUCCACAUGCGAAUUAUACGCCUUUCAAGAGACAUUUUUGGGUCUUAUUUAGGGGAAAGCAGAGAGGGGAGAGGAGAACAGGGAGGAAGCUCCGAAUGUGCCUGAACUUGGUGAGCUUUGCCUUUCAUCCCUUGUGACUGAGCGGAAUAACAUGAUGUAGGCACGUCUAAGGCAAUUGGAGGGUGUGAAUUUCCAUGCUUGCUAUUCCUUGAAUGUAUCGAACUUCAAGAACCUUCUGCCUAAGCCGCCGAGAAUCUGUCAGGGGAGCGUGUUUAAACAGGCUCACCCCUGCUUUCAUGUUACCUGCCCAGAACUCAGAGUGGCAAACGUACUUGGUGCGUCUGACUUUCUGUAUGGGAGGAAACCCUUCAUAUCAGAGCGGCCCUGGGAACUGUACCUCAGUGUCCCCGGCUGCCAGGCCGCAGAGGGGGUUUGAGACCGGGGAGCGAGCUGGAGAUGUUCGGAAAGGACUCUUCUGGGUCCUGGUUUCAGCUUCUAGAGAGAGAGCUGCUCUCGGGCUUUUGGGCUUACGCGUGCCUCCCCAGUGCGCCCAGCCCUCGCCCGGUGAUUCCCGAAAACUGCCAGGAGCCCUCCGCAGGUCAACCUGUAGCAAGUUCACUAACACAACAUCCGUGACCAUGCAUAAAUCUGCUUCCCCAACACACACACACACACACACACACACACACACACACACACACACACACACACACUGUGCUGUCGCAAAAACUAGACAUGACCCCCAGGGGCGGGAUGAGGGAGGUGAGUGGAGGGAGGAACCAUAUGCAUUUCUCGGGGCCCUUCUGUGUUCCCCAACUAGCCUUUUGGAGGCAAAUACAAUAAACCAAGAAUGUGCUUCUCCUGCAUCUGAAUUCAGGGAAUGUGACAUCUGGGCAUAUCACAGCCACAAAGCUGGCUUCCUCAGCAUCAGCUCCCCAAGGCCAUACCGUCCGCACAAGCAGUCACCAAACGUCCCUGUGCACAGACUAACCAGGCCCGAACUCCUCAGGAGCAGCAGUGCCCCCGCAACCUGCCCCCCGCCCCAACCUGUCCCCACCGGGCUCCCACGGGCAUUCCCCGGGCCCCUGCCUCCACUGCACAGAAAGCUCUUCCCACCUCCUCCCACCCCCGCUCAGAGGAGGUACACGUGAUCCUUCCCCAGAUCGGGUCGCUCGGGUCACUACACCAGCACCUCCCAGGACGGACCUGGUACAAACAGUCUCCUUGUUUACUGCCUGCUCUUCAAAAGGCUGGGCCGCCAUCGGCCUCACGUGGCCUAGAACACUGAUGGAACCCCGGGGGUGCCCCCACGUGUCAGGGGAACCUACGAACACGCGUGUUCUCUCCUCGCCGCAUCUGCCCCUUCACACACAAUCUGCGCGGCCCAGCCCUCCCCUUCGGCCGCCCUUCUCGCCUCUCGCGGCUCAGCACCACAAAAGGUCACCCUUCCAAGUGCACAUCAGAGCAUAUCUGGUUCUGCCCCCAGGAGAAGCCUCUGCCAACUUCCUCCAGCACCUAAAGGUGACUCUGUACUCCCCGUCCUGGGGGGCACACCUCUGGGUCAGACCCACGCAGAGAAUGGACUGGAAGGAACCAAAGGGGAAGACAGAAAAGAACUUGCCAUCCUGGUGGGAGCUUAUGGUGACCUGGGUGGGGACAGUGGGGACAGAGAAGAAAUGGAAGUUUGAGAAACCUCAGAGACGACACGCAGGACCGAACGUGGGGUGGCAGGGAGGCCUCCCCGCUGCCUGUCCUGGGCGACGGGGCUGCUGGUGGCGCCACACAGACACCACUCAGCUUCCGCUGCAUUCCCGGGCUUUAGAAACCACACACUCAUGUUCACAUCCUUUGCGAGUGAUCGAGAACACCUAGCGCAGUUUAUGUCCUAUUACCCUUAUUAGAAAUCAAGUCACUCACGAAAAUAACUGCCUACAGCACAGCACAAGUUUCCUAGUUAUCCUACUAGAGAAGAAAAGAUCAUCUCCAGUUUGAAGAGAAAAGGUUUUCAUCUCUAACCUCACUUACUGAUGGUCACACCCGGCCAAGGCAAUGUCAGAUGCUAAACCAGAACAUUGGCUGGGUCGAAUCUUCCGGAGCUCACAGAUGAACCGCUGGCGGGUGAUUUCUAAACGGCUCACCGAACAACCCCUUCAUGGGCAAAUAUUACAAACACAGCUUAGACUGGUUCAAGACCUUUCAAGGCUCCACAGCUCUUUCCACAGUUUCCACCAGGACGAACCAACGGUCCGUACUGGCCAACUACCUCCACCUAGCGGCCAUGACGGACAAGGACAACACACACAUGCCAGGACCAGCAAGCCCGAGCUGGUGUGCGCAGUUCAGCUGAUGCAGAUUUGGGAACUCUGCAAAUGGACACCCCCGUUGCCACGAAGCAUUAAUUAUUAACUUCUUUUUAACUUGAAGCAAGCAUUCCAAAUCCCGAAGUCUCUUCAGAGGAAAGGCAACUGGACGUGAGGGGUCGGCACCGAACCGCAGCUUUUACUGGCACACGUCUCACCUGCUUGGUCAGUGGCUCUGGGACAGCAGAGUAGUUGCCAUCCACAACCAAUGUCCCGAAAGCCCGAAAUACUUACACUCUGGCCCUUUAAGGAAAAAAUCACUGACCUCUGAGUGCAGCAGCUCUGGAUUCAAACCCAGGGCUGACACUCAGCAGUCAGCUGACUGCUCUGAGCCUCACCUUUUCCUUCUGUACAUUGGGGAGGAUGCCAGCCGCCCAGACCUGCUGUGGGAGUCCAGUCCCACAGAGGUGCAGGACCGGGGGCGGUGUCAUUAUGAUACACGGCGGCCCGGUGAGGACAGCCUGUUCGUUGCUGGCCUCCCAGCACCCGGCCCAGAGCUGGGCACUUACCAGCUCUCCCCUCCCCCGCGUGGGCUCGUGCCAGGCAACAUUCUGCAGGCAUUACACACAGUAAGUAACUCACGGGACCUGUCAACAGCCCUGCGAAGCAGGGGCCACCGGUAUCCUCAGAGGACAGGUGAGCUCGGCGGGGGAAGGAGACCGCCCCCAGCAGGGAGCCGCGCCCACACCGCCUGGCCGGGGCCCAGCUCCUCCGGGCUCAGCUUCCAGACUGGGCCUCCUAGCACCACCGACAGGGAGGAACUGGAAAGGCUACUGAAGUCACAAUUUCUUCAUUUAAAAACGGAGAAAUGGGAAGACUGUGUCAGUCUUCUCACUGAAUUGCUUAUCUGAGCAAAAAUUUCACUCUUAUCUACUGAGCACACCAGAGGAGACACCCAGGAGCUGAUGAGAGCUCCACCUCUCUGGAGCCUCUGAAGGGGCAGAUGCUUCCAGCAUUUUUCUCUUCACAGUAGGACUUACUGGAUGAACUCAAUACCUCGUAACUUAAACGUGUGUAGGAGCCUCACUGGGACAGAGGCGGGGCCUGAGUUCCAGCCUGACUCUGGGCAAGUCGCCGGGCCUCUCCGAGCCGGUUUCCUCAUUUGUGAAGUCAGUACCUGCCUCGCUGGGCACCAGGGCCUGCGAGGCUCCAUGGAGAUAAUGUCUGUGAAUGUACUUUAUAAUCUCCAAGAGUUAACAAUCUAAUCUGCUUCUAUUCCUAAUCAACCUCAGAGUUCUUGAGGCAUUACAAGAGAACAGACACAACAGAUCACCUUCAGAUAAAGGAAGAACAAGUGGCCUACUACUCGACCCUUCCCCCAAUAUGUCGUAAGGACUAAAGGAAGCCUGAUUCCGAUCUUCCCGACUCUCCCAAACCUCUCCUUCAGCUCCAUGUAAAUUCUUUUUUUUUUUUUUAAAGAUUUUAGAUUUGAGGAUUUUAUUUAUUUAAC
Mustela erminea (ermine) is the source of this 4588-nucleotide messenger RNA. RefSeq lists its product as uncharacterized. Bases 991 to 1929 code for a protein of 312 amino acids. Lineage: Eukaryota; Metazoa; Chordata; Mammalia; Carnivora; Mustelidae. The transcript has 3 exons. The record is from RefSeq and is a predicted model, not a curated record.